Molecule: messenger RNA, 656 nt
Organism: Aspergillus steynii IBT 23096
Lineage: Eukaryota; Fungi; Ascomycota; Eurotiomycetes; Eurotiales; Aspergillaceae
Exons: 3
Coding region: 85-378 (97 amino acids)
Source: RefSeq, a predicted model, not a curated record
CUUCUUUCCAUUCAAUCGAUCCACUCAACCAAACCACCCAUCAUCAAUAUAUCUCAUAACAAAAAAGAGGACUGAAUCGAAAGCAUGUCCAACCAACAGAACCAACCACCGCAGUCGCAGCAGCAACCGCGCGUCAUCCUCGACCCGCACAACUAUCAGCGUCCGCGGCCAGCACCGCGCCCUCGUACUGUCCAGGAUAUUCGCCAGACGAAGGAGUAUAAGGUCGCUGCUAGACGAUGGCUUUCGACGAUCGUCGCGCUGCCGAUCCUGAUGUAUACGUCUUAUAUGCUUUUUGAGAGGACAUAUGGAAAUAAAAGUCCGAGGUCAUUGGGUUCGCCUUCCUCCUCGGGUCAGGAGGGUAAGAAGGACGGGAAUUAGAUGUGUCUUAUCUAUCUGGUCGAUUGGGGAGGUGACAGGUCUAGUCCUCUCUGGUUGUUUCCGUUCAUGUAUUUGUAUGAUAGGGAGGAUGUGAAGUUGGGGCUGUAUGCAUAUGUAUUUGUGCUGUGAUGAGCGAGUUGGGCUUUACGUUACUUAGAUAUCGAAAUUUUGGGUGAUUGCAUUGCAUUCAUUGUGUUGCAUCAUGCUCAUGCUCUUGUUCAUGCUUAUUCUGUUUUUAUGAUCUCUGUCUUCUCUGUCUAGGUCUUUGCAGUAUCAAC